UUUACUGCACCAGGUAGUUAACUUAAACUACAUUUCCCAGAAGGCACUGAGACGUGACGCGUGGAUUACAGGGAUAGGAUGAAUUGAGGAUGUUUGAAGUCUUAUCCUUACAACCCUGCGGUAUCUUUGACCUUUUAAAUUCCAGCUCAUCGUAAACUGAACGGAGGAGUAACAAGAGCUGAAGAUCCAGUAUUUAAAUCCUAUCCAAGAGAUAGGCUGGAAUCGUUAUUUAUGGUGAACACCACGUGACAUUAGGAGCGACUGAUCACUAACGCGUUUGGGUCAGAUGGCGUUCUAUAGUCAAGUUCUACUCCUCCUGCUAGUACUGACACCUCGUGCACUGCCAGAGCACACAGAAUAUAUUGAGGAGGACGGUGGCUGGCUGUUGAAUCACUACUCAUCGAUAGAGGAAGAGGAACUAUGUACAGUGGAGAGGAGAGAUGCAUCCAUCACAUACACAGAAUUUAUCCAGCAGUACGCCCACACAAGGCCCGUUAUUCUUCAGGGAAUCACAGAUAACUCGGAGUUCAGGACUUUGUGUUCUAAGCAACAUCUUCUUCAGGAAUAUGGUGAAAGAAAGGUCCGUCUGAGCACAGCAAACACAUACUCAUAUGAGAAAGUGGAUGUGCCAUUCAAAGAAUAUGUGGACCAGUUCCUCAAACCACAGGACGUAAACUCCCUUGGAUGUGACACACUGUAUUUCUUUGGGGACAAUAAUUUCACAGAGUGGGGAUCUCUUUUCAAGAAAUACACCCCCCCUCCAUUCCAGAUACCAGGCACCAGCGGGGCUUAUAGCUUUGGCAUUGCAGGGUCUGGUACAGGAGUGCCCUUUCAUUGGCAUGGGCCUGGAUACUCCGAGGUCAUCUAUGGCAGGAAGCGUUGGUUCCUGUAUCCUCCUGACAAGACACCUGAAUUUAAUCCAAACAGAACCACUCUCGCUUGGUUGUUGGAAACGUACCCUUAUCUUCCAGAGCAGGAAAGGCCAGUGGAAUGCACAAUACGGCCUGGAGAAGUACUCUACUUUCCUGACCGCUGGUGGCACGCAACGCUGAAUCUUGACACUAGCGUCUUCAUCUCUACUUUUCUGGGAUAACUGUAGUAAUUAAUCUAGUUAAAGGGACUCGAUACCAAAACGUUGAAGCACAUAAAAGUGAUGCAGUAAAAAGCCGACUAGAAAAUAUCACCUGAACAUCUCUAUGUAAACACUAAAGAUAUUUUACCUCAAAUUUCCUAAGUAUUCAUGCAGCCAGUCAGGAUGCUGGUCCCAGGACAAACUAGGGAGUGUGCAUCUGUGCAGGCACGGGCAUUUUAUUUUCCUAUUCAGUUUAAGUAAGUUCUAUGAAAUCUCAUGAGAUCGUAGCAAAGGCAAAGCAUUAACCUCAGCCCUGCUGAUUCUGAUUGGCUAUUUAUUUUAUUUAACUUGCAGCUGGACAGCAGCUGAAAUAUAACUGUUUACACAGCACUUACUCUGGGGAGCUGAAGAAAUGUUGAGGUAAAAUAUCUAUCUUUUUUACAUAGAGAUGCUCAGGUGAUAUUUUCUAGUUAGCUUUUUACAGCAAUGCUGCAUCACUUUCAAGUGAUUUAGUAUGUGAGUAUUAUGUCCCUUUAAGGAGAGUAUAUUUAAAUACUCCACACACAAAAAAUGGCUGCACUACAAUCAAUAACUCAGGGAACAGAGACUGUCAUAUGCAGAAUCUUGACAGUUAGAUAGUUUAAUUAUUAAAGGGAUAUGAAACCCAAAAGGUUUCUUUCAUGAUUCAGACACAGCAUACAAUGUUUUUAAAAAAAAAUUCAAUGUACUUCUAUUAUCAAAUUGACUUUCAUGUAAUUCUCUGAGGAUAUUUAGAUAGGUAAUGUGCACAUUUCUGCAGCAGAACAUGACAGAAAACACUGCUGCCACCUACUGUACAUGCAAAUGUAUAACAUUUAUUAAAUAGCUGCUCUAUAUUGCCCCAGUCAAGGUCAUGUUCAUACACUUUACUACCUGCUUUUCAACAAAGGAGAGAAUAAAGUAAACAAUUUUUUUUACACUCUGAAUCAUGUAAUAAAUAUGUUGGGUUUUUGUCUCUUUGACUUCUGAAUGUGACCACAAAAACGUUUCAUAUUUAUGGCUUUUAAGACAAUCUUUAGGCAGGGAAAUUUUGGAUUUCCAUGAAGGGUUAAGUACAUAUUUUUAUAUAAUUUUAACAUUAAAAAAAAUGUUUUUUUGUAGACUAAAUUUUUAUUCCUUUAAAUCAGGGGGUAGACAAAUUUGUUAAAAAUGUAGGUGCCAAUAAAAAUAUUUGGGAGCAAGACAUACGUUUAGGAAACAUACAGUGGUAUUUGUAUAUAGAUAUAUGGAGAAUAACUCAAAAAGUUAGGAGCCAGGAGUAAAAUUCUAGGAGCCAAUGGCUCCCUUUGUCCUGGGUUUGUUGAGCCCUGCUUUAGAUUGAAACCCAGACAGCAAAAUCUGAUCACUUGACAUUUUUUUUUUGUGUCAGAAAGUAAGUAAUAUCUACUGAAACCGCCCUGUAAAUUAGACCUGUUUGUUAUGGUUUACAGUUACUUGAAAAUAAAGGUGUUUUUAUAAUAAAAUCAAUUGUGUUUUAAAUAAAGCUGUGUCCACAGAGGGGCAAGAUGAUGCAAAACUAUAAA
Bombina bombina (fire-bellied toad) is the source of this 2634-nucleotide messenger RNA. RefSeq names its product jumonji domain containing 8 (gene JMJD8). The transcript has 10 exons. Gene Ontology annotation, cellular component: cytoplasm. Bases 287 to 1093 code for a protein of 268 amino acids. The record is from RefSeq and is a predicted model, not a curated record. Lineage: Eukaryota; Metazoa; Chordata; Amphibia; Anura; Bombinatoridae.